AUGGCAGGGGCAGUGAGAGCACCGGUUAUGCUUCUCCUUUUCAAAUCUCCGUCUCUUUCCCUUUCUCCUCCAUUUCUCAGCACAGCUUGGGGUGCUAUCAUGAUUUCAGUGACCUUGAUUCUUUUGUUCGGUGAGAUAAUACCACAAUCUGUUUAUUCUCGAUAUGGUUUGGCAAUUGGUGUAAAGGUUGCUCCAUUCGUUCGAGUUCUUGUUUGGAUAUGUUUUCCUGUUGCCUACCCAAUAAGCAAGCUGUUAGACUUUCUGUUGGGUCAUGGACAUAUAGCACUUUUUCGAAGAGCCGAGUUGAAAACCCUAGUAGAUUUGCAUGGAAACGAGGCUGGAAAAGGUGGAGAGCUGACCCAUGAUGAGACAACAAUUAUAGCUGGAGCACUUGAGCUCACUGAGAAAAAAGCUAAAGAUGCCAUGACUCCCAUAUCUGAAACAUUUGCAAUUGAUAUUAAUGCCAAGCUUGACAGGGAAUUGAUGAGUUUAAUUUUGGAGAAAGGGCAUAGCAGAGUUCCAGUUUAUUAUGAGCACCCUAAAAACAUUAUUGGACUUAUUCUGGUAAUCAUUUUUCUAUGA
Hibiscus syriacus is the source of this 582-nucleotide messenger RNA. Its product is annotated as DUF21 domain-containing protein At2g14520-like. Gene Ontology annotation, cellular component: intracellular membrane-bounded organelle. Gene Ontology annotation, biological process: magnesium ion homeostasis. The record is from RefSeq and is a predicted model, not a curated record. The transcript has 6 exons. Bases 1 to 582 code for a protein of 193 amino acids. NCBI's taxonomy places the organism in Eukaryota, Viridiplantae, Streptophyta, Magnoliopsida, Malvales, Malvaceae.